ACAAAAAUUCGGGGUAAUAAUCGGGUUAAUUAUAGAGGUCCAAGGUCCCGUAUCUGUGACUGAAUAUUGUGAGGUCAGCGUUUUGUACCUGUACCAACAGUUAAUCUGUGGUCUCAGUGACAUUAGAAUAGAAAGUAAAACUACUGGUCUGUGGUAGAAACUGACAAGUGACACGUCUCGCAAUAUGAGAUGUACCACAAAACAUAAAUAACCUAGCGGCGACUGUCGAGGCCCCGGCGAUGGGCUCCCGGCGCGAGAGCCUGGUGGUGGGCGCGCUGUGCGUGGCGUGGUACGCGCUGAGCUCGGCCAGCAACGUGGUGGGCAAGCUGGUGCUGACGGAGCUGCCGCUGCCCGUGACGGUGGCGGCGGCGCAGCUGGCGGCCACGGCGGCGCUGAGCGUGCCCGCGCUGGCGGUUUUCGGCGUGCGGCGCGCGCCCGCCUUCCCGCGCGCCGCCUACCUGCGCGUGUUGCUGCCUCUGGCGGCCGCCAAGUUCCUCACCACCGUGUUCACGCAGGUGUCCAUCUGGAAGGUGCCCGUGUCCUACGCGCAUACCGUGAAGGCCACGACGCCGCUGUGGACGGCGCUGCUGGCGCGCGUGCUGCUGGGCGAGCGCGUGGCGCGCGGCGUGGCGGGCGCGCUGCUGCUCAUCGCGCUGGGCGUGGGCGUGGCGUCGCUGACGGAGCUGCACUUCGACGCGCUGGGCCUGGGCGCCGCGCUGGCCGCCGCCGCGCUGCUCAGCCUGCAGCAGCUGGGCGCCAAGCGCGCGCUGCGGGACGCGCGCCUGCACCCGCUGCGCCUGCUGCAGCUGCUGAGCGCGCUGGCGCUGCUGCCGCUGCUGCCGCUGUGGCUGGCCGAGGCGGGCGGGCUGGCGCGCGCCGCCUGGUCGCGCCGCGCCGCCGCGCUGCUGGCCGCCGACGGCGCGCUGGCGUGGCUGCAGGCCGUGGCCGCCUUCAGCGUGCUGUCGCGCGUGUCGGCGCUGGGCUACGCCGUGGCGUCGGCGGCCAAGCGCGCGGCCGUGGUGGCGGCGUCGCUGCUGCUGCUGCGCAACCCCGCGCCGCCGCUCAACCUGGCGGGCAUGGCGCUGGCGCUGCUGGGCGUGCUGGCCUACAACCGCGCGCGCGCCCGCGCCCGCGCCCCGCUGCUGCCCGUGUGACCCGCCGCGUGCGCACGCGGUGCGACUGUGCUGCGGCCGCUCCACGAGUCUGGUGUUUGCAAAUCAACAAUCAUGACGUGGUUGAAGUGUGCGUGUAAAUUAAAGAAUCCAAUGAGACUUAUUUAAUAAAUGUGGUAUAGCCAUCGAUCACUAAUAAAAAGUAGAUACACAGUCGCAUACAAAAGUUCACUUAAAACUGUCCUCGCUCAUGUUCACGUAGUUAUAGUUAAUAUAAACAUACAUGAAUGCAAAUACAACCUUAAAUGCUUCAGUUAAAGUUACAUUUACAAAAAGAAAGCAAUAAAAUUUCAAGACUGAAGAUGGCUAGUAUCGCUAAUUAUUAAAUGUUCACCUUUACAUCCACAGAUUAAGGUUGCUUAUAGGUACAAAUCUUUUAAAAAAGCAAUAAAAUUUGACCGAGGCUCGCCAGUAGGACAUGGAAAUCAUGGAGUCGAAUAUUUUUCUUAAAUUAUAAAAAUGAUCGAGUUACACGUUUGCUUUUCACUUUGAUUGUGAGAAAGUUUGUUAAAGGCUUAACAACAAACUAACAUAAUGGCAUGCUCUUGACUAGCAAUAUCAUUCAUCUACGUUGCCAAGACCCAUACCAAUUAAACCUUCGUAACGUUUGCCAUGUUAUAUUUUUAAGUUGUAGUAUUAACAUUUCGUUCACAAUAAGAGCACCACCUAUUAUCUCUUUCUUUCCAUUUUCUGACUUUUCUUUUAGUCUGUCAAAUUGAAAAGGCAGGCUUGGCAUCCACACUUGUGUAUUUGGAUGUGGUAGGCAAGUGUCACACAUUUGUCUGAUGUAUUUAUAUACAGCCGGUAAAUAAAAAUGUAACGUAGUAGAACAUUUUUUACUUACUUACUUUGCAAACGGUAAUAUUUUAAAUAACACUUCCACGUGCUUUGAUAAAUCGUGUAGUAAAGAUUGGUCAAUGGUUUGGCGUUUACUCAAUAUUGACAGAGCAUCUUUAAUUGAAUCAUCUGAAUUAACAAGCAAUAUAAGAAAAGUUGUCAUUAUGUAGCAAAAUUUAUAAAUAAUAACGUUUCUUGCAACAUGCUGCUCUAGUACACAUUGUAUGUAUGUUGAUCAAAUGCUAUACUUAUGAUAAUAAUAUAUGUUUACGAAAUCAUAAUAAUUAGGCCCUCGAAAUUAUAUUUAGUUCAUUGAUCAGUAUAAGUAUAUAAGUAUUCUUUAAAAUAAUUGUUUUAUAAAUAUAUUGUUGUUCAUUGAUGAUUUUGAUAUUAAUGAUUACUACAAAUAAAAUCAUAUUCAUCAAUAUAUAAUCAUUUCACGGAUCAAUAUGUAUAUAUUAUCAAUAGCUUAACCAAUCUUAGAAUACUUAUUAUCGCAGAAAAUCCAUAAGUUCGCGUAGGAAUUUAAAAAAAUCUAAGCAGACAAAGUCGCGGGAAUUAUCUUUUAGUAAAUAAUUACGAAAUAUAAAAAAAAAAAUUAUUAAAAAAAGUUAUAAUAUUUAUUUUUAGAGAACAAAAAAAAAUUACUAUUAUAGAACGGAGUUAAAAAAUGUGUAACCCGAACAUAUCAAGUAGGAAUGCAAUAGCAUGAUUAAUACGUUUCUUAAAUGUUGUAUAUGCGUUAUACUCUUGCUGUUUAGUAUGAAAUAAACAAAAGCUAUUUAAGCUGAUAUCUUGACGAAAUUAACAGAAUAUACAAUAUAAUCAUAACAAUCACAUUAAUACUUACCACUUACUAAGUACUAAAUUCCGCCUUUUUUUGGAUCGUAGACGUAUGAUUUUCCAAUUUUUAAACGGACACUCCGGCAUGUUUACUGUCGUAGCGCCCGAAUGCGACUAGUUUGAAAGAGCACUCAAAUGUUCAACAGGGCGCUCAUUUCGUUAGGACGUUUUUUCGACGCUAAUUGUGUAUUUACUUUUUAUUAGUGAUCGAUGGGUAUAGCCAUAGUUAAGCAGUAUUUUUGUUGCACUUCAACUAAGACGGUUGGUGGAAAGUUGCAGGAAAAUCCUGAACACUCUGGCCUAAACCAACAGGGUCAUUGCCACUGCUUUGGGUUCCAAUACAUCUAGGGUUAUCGGCAAGGAAAACUGAACUUGCAAAAACAUGAAAUUUGGGAAAAUAGAUAACCGCUCCGCUUAAUACCUCUGCUCUGAUGCUUGAACGUUUAAGCUUCUAGGAAAAUCUAAAACACAACCUAAAGCUGCUAAGUUUCUACCAGCAAAGAAACUGCUGCGGUUCCUGACGCCCAACACUUGCCGGCUGAUGCAGACAGCGCGCCACAUCGCAGCUGGUCACUGGACCACUUGAACCUGCCUUUUUAGAUUAGAUUAGAUGUCAGAGAUACUGAAAAAAUACUGCAAAUGCAGUGAAAUAAUUUAAUCUUUCCUUGCCGAUCUAGAUCAACUAUUGAAUCAAUAAAAUGAUCCCUUCUAGUCUGCUGGGUCCAAUAAUUAAACAAUGUCAAGUGGCCUGGAAAUAAUGAAUUGCUCGAUGCUCAAAGGAGUAAUGUUAGAAGUAUUAUAUUGAUAUUUAUUAAAAAAAGUAGAUUUUAUCCUCGACUUCUCGUAGAUUUAGGACAAGUAAUCGUGUUUUGUCGAAUCCUAUGUUAACUGGUCAUGGCAUUGCGGCAGAUUUCAUUUAAAUCUGUUGUAGUUGAUCUGAUGAGUUGAUUACAUACGACAAGAUCGGGGAUAAAAACUUACUGUUUGUUACCUGUUGUAGAAAAAUGUGGUAGACUUAAUUAGCAAAUUUUAUAUUUUUAUUAUAUUUUGUCAAAUAAUA
Pararge aegeria (speckled wood butterfly) is the source of this 3912-nucleotide messenger RNA. RefSeq names its product solute carrier family 35 member E1 homolog (gene TPT). Bases 240 to 1154 code for a protein of 304 amino acids. Gene Ontology annotation, cellular component: Golgi apparatus. The record is from RefSeq and is a predicted model, not a curated record. Lineage: Eukaryota; Metazoa; Arthropoda; Insecta; Lepidoptera; Nymphalidae. The transcript has 3 exons. Gene Ontology annotation, molecular function: antiporter activity.